AGUGUAUGGCAAAUUGCAGUGUAAUUUUAGUGUUCACUUGCCCCGAAACUGGAAGCGGGUAGUUAAGGUUGUUGCCUGUUUCCGCAGAAGCUAUGGCUCUGACGCAGGUUUCAUCUAACAAGUGCUGCGGCGGCUUCCAGAAGGUCUUCGAGCAUGACAGCACUGAACUGAAAUGCAGAAUGAAGUUUGCCAUCUAUCUCCCUCCGAAAGCCGAGAGCGAAAAAUGCCCUGUGCUCUACUGGCUAUCCGGACUGACUUGCACCGAGCAGAACUUCAUCACCAAGGCGGGCAGCCAGCAGGCAGCGUCUGAACAUGGCCUGAUCAUCGUGGCACCAGACACCAGCCCGCGUGGUUGUAACAUCGAGGGGGAGGAGGAGAGCUGGGACUUUGGGACUGGUGCGGGUUUCUAUGUCAAUGCCACAGAGGACCCCUGGAAGCAGAACUACCGCAUGUACUCCUAUGUCACGGAGGAGCUGCCCCGUCUAAUCAGCGCCCAUUUCCCGGCUGACCCCGAGAAGAUGUCCAUCUCGGGUCACUCUAUGGGCGGCCAUGGUGCCCUCAUAUGCGCCUUGAGCAACCCAGGGAAGUACAAGGCUGUGUCCGCAUUCGCCCCCAUCUGUAACCCCAUGCAGUGUGCCUGGGGGCAGAAGGCCUUCGCCGGAUACCUGGGCCCCGACAAGUCGAAAUGGGAGACUUAUGAUGCCACCACACUGGUGGGGUCCUACUCUGGGCCCCAGCUGGACAUCCUGAUCGACCAGGGUCGUGAUGAUCAGUUCCUCUCAGCUGGACAGCUGCUCCCAGACAACCUCAUUGCAGCCUGCACCGAAAAAAAGAUCCCUGUGGUGUUUCGGCUGCAGCAGGGCUAUGACCACAGUUAUUUCUUUGUUUUCUCCUUCAUCAAUGACCACAUCAAACACCACGCCAAGUACUUGAACGCUUAAGGUGAUGACUUUGUGAUCACAAGCUGGAUGUCCGCAGUGCCUUUUCACGAGGCCCCGCCUACCAAGUGUCCAGUGCUUACCUGUCUCACUCCAGCUGCAGUGUUAGCUGUGUUGAUGGGUCAGUGUGAACUGCUGACUGGUGUGUGCCAGUCCUGGUUGAUGUUCUCUUAGCAUUUUUCAAAAAUAAAAGGUCAGCGAUUGGUUAACAGCA
Molecule: messenger RNA, 1152 nt
Organism: Paramormyrops kingsleyae
Lineage: Eukaryota; Metazoa; Chordata; Actinopteri; Osteoglossiformes; Mormyridae
Source: RefSeq, a predicted model, not a curated record